UCGACUUUCGAUAUAUCGUUUAUAAUCGCACUCUCUCUCUCUCUCUCUCUCUAUUUCUCUGUUUCUAUCUGUCGACCGAAGUAUCCAUAACCUGCUUUUCGAACGAGUCGAAGGCAUGGUUUAUAAUUAAUAAUUUCGUUAAAUUGAAGUUAACCUAAUCGUUUAUGUCUUUUACUGUAAAACUGUUAAUACGAAAUUCGAGUCAUAAAUGUUCGUCGAAUAAAAUCUUCCAGUGAAAAGAUAGUAUAAUGCUUAAAGAGGUUUAAUAGGUUAUGAAGUAGGUUAUGAAUUGUUUUGAGUUUCGAAAAUUAGAAAUAAAAGUAUAGUUUAAUGAUUAUAUUUAUCGUGUAAUUAUUUAACAUUAUAAUAACAAUAGGAAUUUCUGGUGAUAAUUAUAUCCUUUUAAUACGUUAUACGUUUCACUUCAUAAAUUAUCGGAGAUAUUUGUAUAUAAUAUUUGAAACAUGUCGAUUAAAGUAACGCUACAUACGAAGCUAUGGACAAAAUUUAACAAAAAUAAUGAUAUUUAUGGUUUUUUGCGAUUACAUUCUACGAAAUUCUCUCUCAUUCAAAAAUUACAAUAUUCGACGAAGAAAAAUUUUGAUGAAAAUAUUAUCUACAAAAUUGAUCCAAAAGUUGAAUUCUUAAGAGAUAAAAUAUUGUAUAGCGAAUAUUUGUUUUAUGAAAAGAUUAAAUUGGGAUAUUUAAAGCGUUUAAAACUAAAACAGAAGUUGGAACAGAUACAAGAGAGAAAACAAGUAAUGCAACAAAUAAAUGAGCCCACAUUUAGUGUUAUAUUAAACCAUAUUGGUAAUAAUAAUUGUACAGACUUUAAAUCUAUAAAUGAAACAGAAACACUUUCCGAUCCAGGUGAUAAAAAAUCAUCUAAGAUCAUACACAUGCCUUACGCAUUUACUGAUAGUUUUACAAUUGUGGAUAUGCCUGUUGAGAAUAUUCCUAAAAACAAGAGUGAUGAAUCGUCGCUUAAUGAAAUGUAUAAGACCUUGUAUGAAAAAUAUUUAGAAACCACAAAUUCAAUACAAGGUAAAGAAAAACCAAGUUUUAUAGAGUACGAAGAAACCUAUCGUGAACAGGAAUUAAAAAACUUACGGAAUGUUGCGAGUAAGUGGAUGGAUGAUUAUGAACAAUACAAUGAUAUGCAAGAAAAUCCAAGUGAUUGGCUUUAUGGUUCACCUAAUCAAAACAUCGAAAUUAGUAGUAUCCCAUGUGGUGGUUGUGGAGCUUUAUUACAUUGUAAAGAUCAAGCGCUUCCUGGUUAUUUACCCUCAGAAUUAUUCUUAGGUGUAACCAAUGACGAACUAAAAAGCAUGGUUUGUCAAAGAUGUCACUUUUUAAAACAUUAUAAUACAGCUUUAGAUGUGAAAGUAUCUUCAGAAGAUUAUCCAGAACUGUUAAAAGUUAUAAAAACAAAAAAAUGUGCAGUUAUUUUAAUGAUAGAUUUAACAGAUUUUCCAUGUAGUAUAUGGCCAAAUAUUGGUAGUAUCUUGCAUCCUUAUACACCAGUAUUUGUAGUUGGAAAUAAAAUUGAUUUGUUGCCUAAGGAUUCGUCAACAUUCGAAAGUCAUGUUAAAGAGUGUAUAUCAAAGGCCAUAGAAGAUGCAGGAAUAGGACAAAAAAAUAUUAAACAUAUAUCCUUAAUUUCUGCUAAGACUGGAUAUGGAGUAGAACAGUUUAUAAAUAAAUUACAUAAACUAUGGGGAUAUAAAGGAGAUGUAUUUUUAAUUGGAUGCACAAACGUAGGUAAAUCUUCGUUAUUUAAUGAUCUCUUACAAUCUGAUUAUUGUAAAGUGCAAGCUGUUGAUCUCGUACAACGUGCGACGAUAUCUCCAUGGCCAGGAACAACUUUGAAUUUGUUAAAAUUUCCUAUUUUGAAUCCUUCUAAGUGGAGACUUUAUUGUAGAACAUUGAGGUUACAAGCUGAGACAAAAAACGAGCAUGCAAGAGAAUUCGUACAAAAUUAUCAAUUAAGAUUAUCGCGUAAUAUAGAACACGCUACAUUACAAGGAGCUAUUGGUAAGACCUUUACAUCACACAAGAUCAAUAAUUCAAAGAAUUUCGAUGUCUUUUCUUCAAGUUCUGAAUCUAAUAAAAAUAAGUUUGGAUUGGAUGAAACUAGUCCUGAAUAUAUAAAUAGCCAUUGGUGUUAUGAUACACCUGGAACUAUUCAACCGGAUCAAAUAAUGGAUUUAUUAACAAUUGAGGAAAUAAUAAAAACAUUGCCAAAUAAAAUAAUUUCACCUAGAACAUUUGUUUUACAACCAGAAGAAACAAUAUUUAUAGGAGGUUUGGGAAGGUUGGACUAUUUAGAAGGAAACGAAUUUAUUAGAUGUACAAUUUUUGCAAGCGACGAAUUACCUAUCACAAUGUGCCGUGUCAUUGAUGCGGAUUAUUUAUAUAAAGAAUUAUUACACACAGAAGCUUUGGUUGUGCCUAUAAAUAAUCCGCAGAGAUUGAAAGUAUGGCCUCUCUUACAGUCAAAACAGUUUGAAAUAACAGGUAUCAGUAAAAUAGAGUCUACAGGAGAUAUUGUUUUAUCAAAUGCAGGUUGGAUAGCAAUCACUGCCAAAGAAAAUGAAAAAGUUAAGUUACAAGGUUGGACUCCAUGUGCACGAGGUAUUCAUUUAAGAAUACCAGCUCUCUUGAAAAAAUCUGUUACUCAUCGUGGUGCAAGGGUAGCAGGUACACCGGCUUAUAAAAAAGGAAGACAAGUUUAUAUAAAGAAAUAAAUUUGAAAUUAGUGUUUUUUGAAACUUACUCUGUAAAUAUGUAUAUAGUACAUUGAAGAAUGUAACAUGAAAAAUUAAUACUGUAAUAUAAUACCACAAUACAUGAUAUUGUGGUCUUCUAGUUAUAAAAUUCUGCUUGUACUAAUAUUUAUUUUUUAAGAAAAACAAAUAUUUCAAUAA
Molecule: messenger RNA, 2927 nt
Organism: Vespula pensylvanica (western yellowjacket)
Lineage: Eukaryota; Metazoa; Arthropoda; Insecta; Hymenoptera; Vespidae
Product: nitric oxide-associated protein 1
Exons: 5
Coding region: 465-2747 (760 amino acids)
Molecular function (GO): GTP binding
Source: RefSeq, a predicted model, not a curated record